UUUUUACUAAAUUAUUUUAUCUGCUUUAAAAAAUAUUUAAACAAGUUUAAAAAAAUCUUUUUUCUUUAAAAAUAAUAAAAACAAAAAUAGAGUGAAACAAACUAAUGUAAAUAAUAUAAAAACAGCAACGUAUUUUAAAAAGUCUGGUGAAUGUUUGAAUAACCACACAAUCCUUUUUUGCCGGAUAAAAAAGCAUACAGUAUUAAAAUUCCAAGACUCAUACAAAUUUUAUAAAAAAAGUAACUAAAGAAAACCUCCAUCUUAUUCGAAGUUCUUAUAAAUAAAAGUUUAAAGUCCUUAAAAAUAGUAUAUUGUGCUCAGUUUUAUUUUUAUUAAAUAUUAAACAUAAGAUUUAACUCCUUCAGACUUUUAUAUGUAUAUAAAAAAAAUAUCAAAUUCGUUUUGGAAAAUCGAUAGUUAUCUCUCUUUUUUUUUUUUGAAGUGAAAAGUGAAUGUCAUCUUAGAAAGAAUUUCCUAAAAAUUAUGGUGCUUUUGGGUGUACUUGAAAAGCUCUAGACGAAAGUCAGACUCACCACAUACCAGUUGAUGGAAUAUCAUAGUUUUCCACCCUUUGAGAGGAUAAUUUAUUGUGUGUUCAUUUAGUUUAAAGAGAAAAAAGUACACAUUAAAAAUAAAUUAAUUUUGUCCAUUGAAAAAUUCAGUUACUAAUUUGUUUUGUUUAAUGCAUUCGUGUUGUUUUAAUAAAUUAAGGUUCCACAUGAGAAUAAGUUUGUCCUCGCAAUAAGUUGCCAUCAAUAAAAGAGUUAAAGUGUGAUGCAUCUGCAUUUUGAACGUAACGUUACUACAAAAUGCGAUUGCACAAUUUUGUCCUUGUCAUGGAUGGGAAAAGUACCUGAUGACAUACCGGAGGAUGAAGGAUGGAAACUAAACAGAACAAAUUAUUACCAAGAAGGUUGGCUGGCCACAGGAAAUAUACGCGGCAUUGUUGGGGUGACCUUCACAACGUCACACUGCAGAAAAAAUGUCGAAUAUCCCUUACGAACGAACUACAACCUGCGAGGACAUAGAUCGGAUGUUAUACUAGUGAAAUGGAACGAACCCUAUCAAAAGCUUGCAUCAUGUGACAGCUCAGGAAUUAUAUUUGUUUGGAUCAAGUACGAGGGUCGAUGGUCAAUAGAGUUGAUCAACGAUCGUAACACUCCAGUUACACAUUUCUCUUGGUCGCAUGAUGGUCGGAUGGCUUUGAUCUGCUAUCAAGAUGGCUUCGUUUUGGUGGGCUCGGUUGCAGGUCAGAGAUAUUGGUCAUCAAUGCUUAAUUUAGAGUCAACAAUUACAUGCGGGAUAUGGACACCAGAUGAUCAGCAAGUUUACUUCGGAACAACCCAAGGCCAGAUAAUAGUGAUGGACGUCCAUGGUGCAAUGGUGUCACAGGUUCAACUGUGCAAUGACGUUGGAAUAACGGCAAUGUCAUGGUCAUGUGAAAAAUUCAAAAUGGAGGAAGGUGAAGAAGCUGAACCGGGCGUAGUGAAUGCUUCCAAACGAACUUUCGUUUUGGCAGUUAGUUUUCAAAAUGGAUACAUUUAUUUGCUGAAAUCCUUUGAUGACGUGUCACCCGCUCAUAUCAAUACUGGUUUAAAUGGAUCUCUUGGGUUAGUAAUGGAAUGGAGCAAUUCUCGUGAACUGCUAGCUGUGGCCGGCACACACAAUUCCGAACAUACAACAGUCGAUACUCAGGGCUCACCGAUUUUUAUAAAUAUUUUGAAAUUUUAUACCGAGAGUGGAAAUCUUUUAUACACCACGAGAAUACCAAACACUGGAACCGCUGUUUCGGCACUUACUUGGGGUCACAAUGAUAAACGGUUAUUUAUUGCGACAGGGACCCAAGUUCACAUUGCUUGGGUCUCAAGGAGGGUUGCAUCCUUACAGUUAUUGUGCCGAUUACAAAUUCAAGCGAGCAUUGGUACUGAAUUGACAUUGCCACUAUUGCCUUUGCCAUCGAGGAUCAAAUCUUUGAUUGGGAAUCUGUUUGCUCAAACCAUACGGUGCUGCGUACCUGACCUGAAAUGCUUAAGAGAAUUUGUGGCACGGCCACCGAUUUGUUCAACAAGGCUGCAUUGUACUAUGAUCAGACACGAUGAUGAUACCAAUAUAAGCUCUGGAAAUUGUUAUACAUUAUAUCUGGAGUAUUUAGGAGGACUUGUGCCUUUACUCAAAGGAAAGAGAACUUCAAAAAUCCGACCGGAGUUCGUCAUUUUCGAUCCCCAAGUAGACGACUCUUCAAUGUACUCGCAUUAUUCUUCGGACACAAAAAGCUCAUCUGGUUCCGGUUCUCACCAGUCUGCAACAGGUUUUAGUGGACGAACUGAUUCGUCUGACAGUGAAUAUGAAGAACGCUUUAGAGGUUCCCCUCGAACUCCAAGAAAACGGAAAACACGAUCCAAAAAACGCAAUGUUAAUAUGUCUGAGACAAGAGUGAAUGGAGCUGAAUCCGAAACACUAGAUGAAUUGGCAUAUAUUGAUACCCUUCCAGAGGAAGUAAAGUUGGUGGAAGUAACUUCAAACAUUUGGGGAACUAAAUUCAAAAUUCAUGGACUUGCGAAAACCGUCCCAGCCAAUUUAGGCCAAGUAACAUACAAAACGUCCUUACUUCAUCUGCAACCACGACAGAUGACUUUGGUAAUAACAGAGCUCCGAGAUGAUUAUCCACCAGGUCCAGAUCCGACAUUCAAUCCAAAUGUAUUUUCUGAGGAUGAAGAUGAUUCAGCUACGGUAGAACCAAGCACAGAUGAUAAAAGCGAUGCAAAAUUUGUUGUCCCUCGUCGAAUAAAUGAUAACUCUCCGCCAAUCGCCCCUAUGACCCCGCGUCCAAAUCGCAUAGUUACAAAGCGUAGAAACUCUCGUCCAAGUACCACCAGCGUUGGAAUGAGUCCAUUAGCAAGAGCCGAAUCGUAUGAUGAUGACUCUUCGAAUGAGUCACUAGAUUCGGGUAGUAAUAAUUUAGCGAGCAAGAAUUUCAGCGCUCAACCCUCAGGGACAAACAAUACAAACAACAACAAGCACAUACGGCCCAAACAAAUUGACACAUCUUUCGGUAGUGUGAUAGCGGGGGGUCGUGCUGGAACAUCGUUUUCUGGCUUUAAAACCCAAAAUAAUCGACCAUCAUCCAAUAGUUCUUGUCAAUCGCGACACGCCAUAUCACCACUGUGCUGUGAGGGAUCUGUUCCGACCCUGCAAUCACCAAAAAACGCCGUCGCCCCCAGCGACAUAAUAUUUGAGAGACCACCAGCUUCUGGUCAAACAACUCUUAUGAGCUAUUCCAGCAACAAUGAUUAUUCAAACAAUGUUGCACAUGUAAAAAAUGCCUUAAUGCCCGAAAUGACACGUAGCCCCAAUUCGCACGUUAAUCCAGUUCCGCUCAAUUUAAAUCUGAAUUUGGAACGAAUUGACCCUAGAAUAAGAGAACGGUCCGUGACUUCUUCGAAGAAAAAAGAUCUUCUAUUUAUUGAUGAAGAUUCUCAAUCACCUGUAGCGGCAAGUGCGCCUGUGUCAACAGAAUUACGCAUGAAGAGGACUCCAACAGUUAUUUCGAUUGCUCCCGAGCUGCCUGAUUCUAUAACCAGAAGCUGUAGUGUUGGAUAUUUAGAUUCAGUGGAAAUAAUUCCAUCUGAUGAGGCUCUGUCCGCUUUGCGCAAAGAAGCUCCAAACAAACGUUUAAUUUUAGUUGAUAACAAGAAAACAACUCGCAGAAGAAAAAAUAACAAUGGGUAUUUCCGAAAGCCGAAACUUAACCAGUGUGGUAAAUCUAAGAGCUUGGAUUCGUGUAUUAUUCUUCCGUCACCAAAUGAGAAGAGCGGCACGAGAAAUGAUAAAACUACGCCAAAAUUCAAAGAUAUUUCAGAAGGUCAUCCUCUUAAUUUUAAUUCUGAAGAUAGCGAUAGAGGAAUUAAAUUCAAAGUUGAAGAAAAUUGUCUCGAAGAUAUUUACAGCGAUAGUAUGUUCGAAGAAGAAGACGAGAGUGUUAAGACAACAACAAAAAAUCCAAAAGCAAAUCGGCAGCUUUUUGACGCUUUUUGUCAACAACAACAACAACAAAACCGUAAAGGUGAUGCAAUCAAAAAGAAGACUGAAGUAUUAACCAGCUUUACGGAUAGCCCGCUUUUUACCAGAAAACAUCGCUUUGGUAAUCGAUUCUAUAGAAAUCAGAAAGAAAAUGAAACUGACUCGCCAUCGUUACGACGCAAGGCAGACAAUGGUUUUAAUUUUGUAAAACAACUAUCUGAAGUACGCUGGAAGCGAAAGGAAACGCAUAGUACGAGUAACAAUCAGACGGAAAAUUCUGCAAGUAGUAAUAAUACUCAAGUAGAAGCCACUCCAGUUGAGUCGAAAACAUCGGUGUCGUUACACACGCAGGCUCUAACCACCCUUGAGAAUAUAAUAAGCAGGCUUCGAGAUCUGGAUGAAGGAAGGCUUACACCACCAUCAUCACCUCAACGGCUACCGAGAAGUUCACCAGCGUCGCCAGCAGUUAGUAAAAAGGCUAAACGGUACCAGAGUUCUUCGCCAAUUAGAAAUAUUCUUAAUUCGCCACUGCUUAAUAGGCGCCAGCGGAAAAAACAGAUUAUAGAAAGCUCAGACGAUGAAAGCAACUUCACCAAUGCAUCGGGUGAGGAAAACGUGACUUAUAACAAACAAUAUCGUGACCUGGAAACAUUUCAAAAGGCACAAUUGCGACAAAAGGAUCUUCUUUUGCAGUUGAAACGUGGAAAAAUUGAGCCCAAUGGAAGUUCUGCCUGCUUUAGUCCUGCUCCAUUGCGUCGUGAAUUUGUUAUGCAUAACAAAGCGCCCAUGUGGAAUGAAAUGAGUCAAGUAUAUCAAUUGGAUUUUGGAGGACGUGUGACGCAGGAAUCUGCCAAAAACUUCCAGAUUGAGUUUCGAGGAAAACAGGUAAUGCAAUUCGGUCGGAUAGAUGGAAAUGCGUAUACCCUAGAUUUCCAAUAUCCAUUUUCUGCUGUCCAAGCUUUUGCUGUUGCUUUAGCAAAUGUAACGCAACGUUUGAAAUAAAUCCAUAACAAUUUAAGGUUUUAAGAGGAUAGUAAUGCAUAUUUUAUUUUAUUUUAGAAUAAGUUAACAUCUAGAAAGAAAAUUUUUAAUUUUUUCUAUUAAAUAAAUGCCCGUCCAUUCACAAAGUUAUCUUAAAAACAUAAUAAAUAAAUUUAAUAUCGAUAGUUAAAUAAUUUUUUUUAUAUUUAACGGGACAGGGUGAAUAAUUAUGAUAAGAAAUAAAUUAAAAGCAUAAAUUAAAUGUCGUGCAAUGUUAAGUUCUUUACAUACAAACAUUUUACACAAAAGGUAUAUUUGAUUUUUCGAUUUAUUGAAAUUUAAAUUUAAAUGUUAAUCUGUAUAUAGUUUUAUAAUAAAACAUAAUUAAACCUUUCUUAUUGUCAUUAUCAUUGUAUGUACUGUUUUACUAUAAAGUUUUUGUUUGUAAACUAUUCAAAAUGUGUUAAUUUAUUAUAAAAUUUUGUUAGAAACAAUUAAAUUAUGUAGGUAUUGUUAUUUUUUUAUGAUAAUAUUUAACUUUUUUUUUUAAAUACUGAUUAUGAUAAAUUUUAAAUAAAAGCUAUACAAAAAAUUGGAAAUAA
Messenger RNA from Eupeodes corollae, 5603 nucleotides. It is a transcript of the gene Tusp, whose product is annotated as tubby-related protein 4. NCBI's taxonomy places the organism in Eukaryota, Metazoa, Arthropoda, Insecta, Diptera, Syrphidae. Gene Ontology annotation, molecular function: protein binding. Gene Ontology annotation, biological process: intracellular signal transduction. The transcript has 10 exons. The record is from RefSeq and is a predicted model, not a curated record. Bases 775 to 5022 code for a protein of 1415 amino acids.